UGUGUCCUCUGACCCCUGUGACCUCUGACCCUUGUGACCCCUGUGACCCCUGACCCCUGUGACCCCAGGCUGUAGCGUGAAGGUGCACAGGGGAUGUCGCGACGGCCUUCCCGUCUGCUCCAAGGCGAAGCUGCGGGACAAGUACGGACAGAUCCGGCUGUCGGGCUCCAACAAGGACAUCCCAGCGGCGGCUUCCGGCAAAUAUGGCCUCACGAGGGGGCGGCCCCAGUCGGCCUACCUGCCGGACAUGGGGGGCGGCCGUGCGGCCAUCAACGCGGCCUCCAUGCGGGGGCGGCUGCCGUCCACCAGCUCCGCGCUCGCCAAGAGCAUCUCCACCAAUCAGCUGCACGGAGCGCCGGCGUCCACCGACCGGAAUGGGUUCCACCGCGGCCGGUGGCAGUCGACCGAGUCGCUCUCCCUCUUCAGCCGGCUCAUGGGCAACUCCAUGGAGUCGCUGCCGGAUGACGGGGACGUGAUCGAGUGCAGCCUCAUGGGCAGCCUGGAGGAGGACGCUCGCUACUUCGAGGCGGACUCGUGGAGCGUCGCCGUGGACGCCAAGUUCAUCAAGAGGCAGAACAAGGACGAGAUCAAGAGGCAGGACGUCAUCUACGAGCUGAUGCAGACGGAGAUGCACCACAUCCGCACGCUGCGCAUCAUGGCGGAGGUGUUUGGGCGAGGCCUGCGCCAGGAGUUGGGCUGGACGGCGGAGAUGGUGGAGCGGCUGUUCCCGCGUCUGGACGACCUCCUGGAGCUGCACACGCACUUCAUAGCGCGCCUGCUGGAGCGCCGGCGGGACAGCCUCGACCCCGGCAGCGACCACAACUUCACCGUCACGCGCGUCGGCGACGUCCUCAUGGGCCAGUUUUCGGACGACAACGGCGACGCGAUGAAGGACACCUACGGGGACUUCUGCAGCCAGCACUGCGAGGCCGUGCGCUUCUACAAGGAGAACUUCGCUCGCGAGAGGAAGUUCCAGAGCUUCAUCCGGCGGCAGGGCUCCAACGCGCUGGUGCGGCGUCUCGGGGUGCAGGAGUGCAUCCUGCUCGUCACCCAGCGCAUCACCAAGUACCCGGUGCUCAUCGACCGCAUCCUGCGCUCCACCAAGGCACCCCGCGGGCGACGCGGCGAGUCGCUCAGCAGCGGACAGACCCCGGCGCGCACAGACCCUGGCUCACCCUGGGCUCCAGCUGUUGCCGCCGCCGCAUCCCCCGCGAGCGCCAACAAAGACGGCCGGGCAGACGGAGCCGCGGGCGGCGGCGGCGGCGGAGGAGGCGGAGGUCACGAGAAGAGACAAACUUUCGGCGCACAAAAGACUCCGGGGGUUGGGGGGGGUCCCGGCGACGAGCUCCGUGGCUGCUGCGGGUCUCCUUGGCGAGGAGACGCCGCCGAGGGCUUCGCUCGGGAGCGCUCCUGGGGCCGGGAGGGACGCGGGGAUCCGAGCCGGCCCAUCUGCCUGAGGCGGGACCAGCCACCGGAACACCGCAACCAGCUGGAAGCCGUGGUCCACGUGGACGCACAUUCUGUACGGAAACCGCCGGGCGCGCGUUUGCUCUGCCGGGCGAGGGAAGGUCGGGUCGUCGGCGCAGAGGGGAAGGCCUCGAGCCUGGACUUCAACACGGGCAAGGAGCUGACAUCCCAGAUGGCUUUCCACGACGUCCGCGACGCUUGCGCCGAGUUCCUGGAGAAGAACCUGCACCCCUCCAACUGCCUGGGCAUGAUGCUGCUGUCCGAGGCGCACCAGUGCCGCCGCCUGCACGACCUCGCGUGGCGCAUGUGCCUGGCCAACUUCGGCGCGCUGGCGCUCGCCGACGACUUCCUGUCGCUGCCGUGCGACAAGCUGGCCGAGCUGGUCUCCAGCGAGGAGCUGGACGUGGAGGACGAGCGCGUGGCCUACGAGGCGGCCAGGCGCUGGGUGGGCCACGACCCCGCGGUCCGGGCGGCCCACCUGCCCCGCCUGCUGGCGGGCCUGCGGCUCGCCAUGCUGCCGCUGGUCUACCUCGCCGAGGUCGCCGGCGACGAGCUGAUCCGCGGGCAGGCGCGCAGCCGCGAGAUGGUGGAGGAGGCCAUGGGCUGCAAGCUGAAGAUCCUGAGGAACGACGGCGUCGUGACCAGCCCCUGCGCCAGGCCCCGCAAGUCGGGCCACGCGCUGCUGCUGCUCGCCGGGCAGACGUUCAUGUGCGACAAGAUCUACCUGGUGGACCUCAAGGCGCAGCAGAUCCUGCCCAAGGCCGACCUGCCGAGUCCCCGCAAGGAGUUCAGCGCGUGCGCCGUCGGCUGCAAGGUCUACGUCAUGGGCGGCCGCGGCUCGGAGAACGGCGUGUCCAAGGACGUGUGGGUGUACGACACGGUGCACGACGAGUGGUCCAAGGCGGCGCCCAUGCUCAUCGCUCGCUUCGGCCACGGCUCUGCCGAGUUGGAGCACUGCCUCUACGCCGUGGGCGGCCACACGUCCACCGCCGGCGUCUACCCGGCGUCGCCCUCCGUCUCCCUCAAGCAGGUGGAGCGCUACGACCCCGUGGUGAACAAGUGGACCAUGGUGGCGCCGCUGCGCGACGGCGUGAGCAACGCCGCCGUGGUCAGCGCCAAGCUGCGGCUCUACGUGUUCGGCACCGGCGGCUCCUCCAGCGCCGCCAAGGAGCGCGCGCCCAAGGUGCAGCGCUACGACCCCGGCGAGAACCGCUGGAGCGUGGUGGCGUCGUGCCCGCAGCCGUGGCGCCACGCGGCCGCGGCCGUCUUCGGCGGGCAGAUCUUCGUGAUGGGCGGCGAGACGGAGCUGUCGGCCGUCGCCGCCUACCGCUUCGACUGCGACGCGGCGGCCUGGACCCGCGUCGGCGGCGACGUCACCGCCAAGCGCAUGAGCUGCCUGGCGGCCGCCAGCGGCGACAAGCUGUACGCCGUGGGCGGGUACUUCGGCACGCAGCGCGGCAAGACGCUCGACUGCUACGACCCGGCGCUGGACACGUGGGCGAGCGUCACCAGCGUGCCCUACUCGCUCAUCCCCACCGCCUUCGUCAGCACCUGGAAGCACCUGCCGGCCUGA
Molecule: messenger RNA, 3040 nt
Organism: Lethenteron reissneri (Far Eastern brook lamprey)
Lineage: Eukaryota; Metazoa; Chordata; Hyperoartia; Petromyzontiformes; Petromyzontidae
Product: ectoderm-neural cortex protein 1-like
Biological process (GO): regulation of Rho protein signal transduction
Molecular function (GO): protein binding; guanyl-nucleotide exchange factor activity
Source: RefSeq, a predicted model, not a curated record